UGAAAAAAUGUAAAAGAAACGUGUUGCUAGUUGAGGUUAUAGUACUUAUUGUAAGUAAAAAUGUAUUUAAAUAUAAUAUUAUUUCAUGAAAAAUGUGUUAUUAUAUCGAAUAAUAUGUCUAAACUAUUCACUAAAGAGGAAAUAUAUCAAUAAUAAAUCUACUGAUAAACUGAACUAGUAAAAUUUAUAAAAAUUGCUACAUCAGCAAGGCUAGGCCUUAACUAAGAAAAUAAUAUUGUUGGAGAAAAUGGUUUUGAGCUAAGUUUGCUUGAAAAUAUGAAUAAUUCGUAAGUUUGAGAUUACACUAUCACCACAACUAAAGAUUUAACCCAGCCUCUGAAAAUGAUAGUUUGCGUUAAUGAUGUUGUUGUACCUGGAGAUGUGGUAGGAGGUAUUACUGGUUUAGAUGAUAAAUCAAGAGUUAUAUUAGGACCCGGACUUAGAAGAUGUGCUGAACAAGUAAUUGUUUGCAAGAGUGGAUUAUUGAAGAAGAUUAACCAGACAUUCUAUGUCGAUUCUCACCAAAAGCGAUACAUUCCAGUUCGAGGAGAAGCAGUUGUAGGAAUUGUAUCAAGCAAAGCAGGUGACUUUUUCAAAGUUGACAUAGGAGGCAGUGAACAGGCUUCGCUACACUAUUUGGCUUUUGAAGGCGCUACCAAGAAAAAUAGACCUAACUUAAAUGUUGGAGACACUCUGUAUGCAACUGUUCUUAGUGCAAGUAAGGACAUGGAACCAGAGUUAGUGUGUAUAGAUUCUACUGGCAAGAAAGGUAAAAUGGGAGUCAUAGAUCCAGAUGGAUUUCUGUUUAUAUGUAGUCUUAAUCUAAUAAGAAAAAUUCUUAAUCCUAAAUGUCUUUUGUUGAAGUAUCUGGGAAAAGAAGUUGCAUAUGAAAUUGCUAUUGGUAUGAACGGCAAAGUAUGGGUAAAAGCUAAAAAUGUGAAGACAACUAUUGCUAUUGCAAGUGCGGUUCUAGCUGCAGAACACGCUCCUUAUGAUGAAAUUGUUUCUAACACAAACGAUAUUUUGAAUAAACUUCUUUUGUAAUGUAGGUAACUAUCCUUAACGAAGACACAGUAUUGAAAAUGAAGUUGCGAUAAAUUUGAAUAUUUUUUUUAUUUGAAGAAGAAACAUUAUAAUUUGUAUAAAUACACUUUAUUUGUGAAAAUGUA
Molecule: messenger RNA, 1169 nt
Organism: Macrosteles quadrilineatus (aster leafhopper)
Lineage: Eukaryota; Metazoa; Arthropoda; Insecta; Hemiptera; Cicadellidae
Product: exosome complex component RRP40-like
Exons: 1
Coding region: 343-1044 (233 amino acids)
Biological process (GO): nuclear polyadenylation-dependent rRNA catabolic process; poly(A)-dependent snoRNA 3'-end processing; TRAMP-dependent tRNA surveillance pathway
Cellular component (GO): cytoplasmic exosome (RNase complex); nuclear exosome (RNase complex)
Molecular function (GO): RNA binding
Source: RefSeq, a predicted model, not a curated record